Molecule: messenger RNA, 859 nt
Organism: Dioscorea cayenensis subsp. rotundata (Guinea yam)
Lineage: Eukaryota; Viridiplantae; Streptophyta; Magnoliopsida; Dioscoreales; Dioscoreaceae
Product: TATA-box-binding protein 2-like
Exons: 10
Coding region: 66-698 (210 amino acids)
Biological process (GO): DNA-templated transcription initiation
Molecular function (GO): RNA polymerase II general transcription initiation factor activity; DNA binding
Source: RefSeq, a predicted model, not a curated record
UAACAACUGGAAGGAGAAGCCAGUCCUCUCCACCGAGCUCUCUUUGCAAGAAAUCAGGAAGGAAGAUGGCUGAACCCAGAUUAGAGGCGGAGCAAUCUGUGGAUCUUCAGACCAUGCACCCACCCGGGGUUACUGUCACCCUUCAGAAUAUAGUAUCAACAAGCAACUUAUGUUGUAAAUUGGAUCUGAAAGUUAUAGCUCAACAAGCUCGCAAUGCAGAGUAUAAUCCCAAGAGGUUUGCUGCAGUUAUCAUGAGGAUAAAGGAACCAAGAACAACUGCGCUUAUAUUUGCUUCUGGCAAAACGGUGUGCACUGGAGCUAAGAGCCAAGAACAAUCACUAUUAGCAUCAAGAAAGUAUGCUCGUAUUAUUCAGAAGCUUGGAUUUGAUGUGAGUUUCAAGGAGUUCAAGGUUCAGAAUAUCGUCGGCACAUGUGACGUUCAGUUCCCGAUUAGACUUGAAGGCCUUGCUUGUUCCCACAAUCAUUUCUGCAGUUAUGAACCAGAAAUCUUUCCAGGCCUCAUUUACAGAAUGAGGGAACCAAAGACUGUGCUUCUUAUCUUCGUUUCGGGCAAAGUUAUACUGACAGGAAGCAAGUCAAAAGCAGACAUUUUAAGAGCAUUUCAGCAGAUAUAUCCAGUCCUGUCAGAAUUCAGGAAGGUUCCAUUACCGCCAUCAACACAACCAUAUACUUCUUAAAAUGGCAAAGAUGGUUCUUUGAAAAUGAAAACAUUAUUCUUGAGAGCCAUGAAUGAAGUUCAGCAUCCUGAUCUAGGUUUCAGAAAUUGAUGGAGUUCAUCAGUCACUAAUCAUUUUUGUUAGAAUAAUUUUAGAUCCUUUAAUCCAAUGAUUCAUUCUUC